AUGCUCACCACCAGCACCGCCCUCACCCUCGCCAAACACAACCACUGGGCCGACCAAGUCCUCUUCCACGCCAUCCAAACCACCCUCUUCGACACCCUCCUCGGCACCCUCAACCACAACCACCAAGUGGACCUGAUCUGGCGCGCCCAUCUCCUCUCCACACCCCAUGGCUUCACCCACCGGCGCGGCCUCCUCUGCCCGAACUUCCCUGAUCUCAUCCACCACCAGAUGGAACUCAACCAGUGGUAUAUCGAUUGGGCGGGACAGCAGGAUGAAAAGAGUCUGAGUGUGAAGGGCAAGUUCACGUAUGUGAAUGGGACCCAGGCGGAAAUGGCCCGCGGAGAGAUGUUUCUGCAUGUCGUGACGCAUAAGAUGUAUCAUCGGGGGUGGGUCGCGCAGAUGUUCUUUGGGUUUGGGGUUUGUCCCCCGGAGAUGGACUUUGGUGUGUUUUUAGGGGAGAGGGUGUGA
Molecule: messenger RNA, 468 nt
Organism: Aspergillus ibericus CBS 121593
Lineage: Eukaryota; Fungi; Ascomycota; Eurotiomycetes; Eurotiales; Aspergillaceae
Product: DinB family protein
Exons: 1
Coding region: 1-468 (155 amino acids)
Source: RefSeq, a predicted model, not a curated record